Molecule: messenger RNA, 3573 nt
Organism: Magnusiomyces paraingens
Lineage: Eukaryota; Fungi; Ascomycota; Dipodascomycetes; Dipodascales; Dipodascaceae
Exons: 2
Coding region: 1-3573 (1190 amino acids)
Cellular component (GO): nuclear pore
Molecular function (GO): structural constituent of nuclear pore
Source: RefSeq, a predicted model, not a curated record
AUGGCAAAAACCUUUAGAGAAACAUUGGUUUCUUCUAAAGGAGCUGAUAUUCAUGUCGUUCCUCCUUUGAUCGCUAGACUUACACGUCAAGUAGAUAAUACCCAGCAGUUUAUUGGUGGUGAUGACUCCCUGGCCCUUACCACCCAGCAAGUUAGUGUUUCAGCAACAAACACAGAAACAAAUUACUAUCGCAAAAACGUUGCAACAGCAGGGUCAAUUGUGCACUGUGACUCUGAAGGCCAUUCUAAUUUACCUCGUUCAGUUUCUUGGAGACUCUUUGAAAAUGCGACCGUUAUUGAAUUUGAACCUGUCGACCUUAACUAUAAAGGAAGCUACCGUUUCCGGACCAUUAAAAUCGUAUCCCCCACACCAGUAUUUGAGAACUGUAUCUCUGUUUCUUACAAUCAUGCUCUUUAUAAAAUUGUCAUUGACUUUGUGUCGAGAGAUUGGUCUUAUUAUACCGUCGCUAUUCCUCUUUCAGAAUUCGUCUUCAAUUCAGCAAAGUCCAUGUCUGAUGCUGGCACCUCACUGACUGAAAAAAAUGCAGCCAACUGGCACAAAAUUUCAACAGUUUUCCCGUUUGAUUUAAAGAAUCCUCAUUUAAUUCAUGCCAUCAGCUCAAAUCUUUUGAUUAUUUCACUAAAAAAUGGCACUUUAAUGAAGGUCUACCGCCCUGCCCCGCUUCAAGAUUUUUACUGGGAUAUAAUCACUGAUCCUACCUCCAAUGCAAUUUCGAGAUUAUGGCGCGGCCAAUCCGACAAAUGUCCUUCUGAUCCUAGUAUAUCCAUCCGCACUGCUAUUUCUAUAGCUUCUUAUGGAGACUUUCUGCUCACAGUUUCUAUCAAUAGCAAGCUGAGAGUCUGGUGUCUUUCCACGUCUCAACUUUUAUACGAAGAAACUUUGGCCUCCGAAAACAGUCCACUUUUAGGUCCUGCUCCAUCCAAUAUUUUAAGCAUUGUGGCUCCUAGUCACGAAGAUGACCAGUUUUAUUUCUUGACAUAUACUCCAGAAUCUGUACAGGUUUGGAGUGUAUUGAUUGUCACUAUUGGCGAAGAAAUCGCCUUGACGGUUUCCAGCUUGGGCGAAAAGUACCAUAUUGAGCCCUUGAUUCCGGACGAUACGUCGACCUGGCUCGUCAACUCGUUCCACGUCACCAAACAACAAGAUGUAUUUUCAAUCACCACUUUGCUCAAGAGCAACACUAGUUCAGCUAUUCACAAAGUGCAACUUCCCGUUUCUGGGCCCUGGCAGGUGGCUGUUCUUGACGACCCCGUUGAUGGGAAAUAUUUGCAAGCAUCAGCCUCACAAGCCACAACACACACCGAUGGAUAUGUCAGAUGGCUUUUUGGGCCUAGUGGAUACUCUCCAGCAACUAUUGAAGCAGCGCUUGAAAUUUACGGCACGCAUUAUGCAAUAAACAAAACUCAGACUGAAGAGAAUUCCCCUCUGCGUGAGAGGGUGUGCCGUACAGUUGGCUCCACUGUCAGCAUUACUUACAACUCCAAAGCUGAACCUAAUUACCGAAAAUAUCAAGAUAGUCUGGAUCAGGAAUGGGAGCGGUUUGAUCGGCUGUGCAGCGAGAUGGAACGAUUAGGAAAUGAAGUUCUGUCCAUGACAUGGGAUCCGGUAGCUGCCACUUUUUGGGUCACCAAGGCUUCCUUUACAACUAUUCUUCGACCAGCUCUGCCGGUGGAACUCAUUUAUCAUAAUAAAACGUCUGAGCCUAGCAACAAGCUUGUGGACAUUAUUACCGAACAACUCAAAUCCAUUAGCGGGCUUCAUGCAUCACAGCUAUUGAAGCUUGUGGAUGUGCUUUAUUCCUAUCGCACUUCACUUUCACAUUCUCACUAUGGCACAUUUAUCACUACUUUUAACGAGGAUUUCCACCGACGUCCCCACUUUUCUACCUUUGAGCGUAUUUCGCAUAUUAGAUCUACGCUGAUUGAUGCAGCGGCAUCUCGCGAAACUCUAUUAGCGCUGUUUCAGUCUAUUAAUGAAGCUACUGGUGAUUUGUUUUACCAAUAUCUUGAGUUAAUUUAUCAGUGCCUUACCAGCCCUGCUCCUGCACACAAAUCUGUUCCCAAUGUUGGAGUUUCCAUCUCAGGUGCUGUUCUUCUUUCUUCGGCUCUUCAUGAGGCCUCUUUUACAGCAAGAACCAUUGUUGGUGAUGUACUAAUUGGUCUUGUUGCUACCCUACCACUAGGGGAGUUUGAUGUCGACAAACAUACUCAAAUGUAUAGUAAAUACCUUAACCUUUUAAAUUCUUUAGAGGCUAUUGAUGGAUUACUUCAUGUGCCGCAGCAGCCACAACCACAACAACAGCAAUCUGAAACAAAGCAAAUUACAUUUGGAGAAUCAGCACAACUGCCACUGACGUUUUUCGAACAAUUGCUUUUGAAACGGCAGUCAGAACUGUUACUGACAAGCUCUUCAUUCCCCAAUGUCUUAAUGCUUCUGUGGUCGCGGCUUAAUGUCACUUGUGAGCCCACUGCAGUGGCCCAAAUUAUUGCCGAGCUGCUUGUUUCAAAUAACGACAUUAUUGCCAAUGAGUUUGCAACACGCCAUCUUCCUCGAGACAGUUUUUCCAAGUUUAUUUCCGCACAUGUAUAUCUCAGGAGUGAUGAAGCAGAAAAGGCUGUGGAUCAGUUUAAAAUUGCAGCUAUUGAGCUCAGCACCAGAAAACUUUCUCGUGAAGAGAUAGCUGUAAUCAAAACACUUCCUUUUACCGCAUGGAAAAAGGAUACAUCUUUUGGUAAUGGCUUGUCUCGUUACUUUGGGGAUGCUUCAAAAACACUUGGCCUCUGGGGUGCGCACUCUGUGAGAGCGUUACAGCUUGCAAAGCUUGCACGCACCAAUCUGUACGAUCCUAUUUCCGACAUUGAUGGAAUUUCAAGUGACGAGGUUAUCUCUCUUAACGAGGAGAUUCAAAAUACGCUUUUUAAAUUUGCAAUUGAGGCAGCGUCUUUGGACGACGCGUACUCUGCGCUGAUAGAAAUUGACAUGCUCAACAAGUUUAGUGAUGAAACCGGUCAGCCGUUUGCUACAGAAACUUUGAUUUUGCCAUAUAUUGAUAAGAUUUGUACUCUAGCAACACGAUUAGGUAAAGUUGACCGCCUGGCACAAUACCCAUUCAUUGGACUGAAGGAUCUGGUGACGGAGUACUUUAAAACAAAGGCCAAAGAAAGUCUAGACGAGGCUAUCUCUGGUGGACCCAUCCAAAAGGACGCAUUUGUCUUUUACCACACUCUGUAUUCGUGGAACGUGGAGCAUCAAGAUUUGCGUGGGGCUGCGGCUGCAUUACUCAUGAAAAUUCAGCACCUAAAAGCUCAGGGACUUUCUGAUCGAACCCCUAUUUCAGACACAUAUGUCAUGCUUAUUAAUGUUCUUUCUGGGCUUCGCGAGUCUGAACAAUGGAUUCUUGGAGACGUUAUUUCUUCGACAGGUCUUGUUAGAGUUGCACUUUGGCUGAGGGACAUUCGUGCUGAAUACUCGGACUUUAUUGCUGAAGGAACACGCGAAAUUGAAAAUGGGCAACAGCAACAGCAGCAACAACAACGUCAAGUGGCUGCCUAA